AGUAUAAAAAUUCAAUUACAAUAAGGGCCCUAACUACAACUAAACUUAACUUCUUCAUCGUGUUGUCUUCUGCAACAAUACUUAAAAUUUUGUCAACUUGAAUUUCAAAAUUUUGAUGCAAUAAUAGGCUAUUGCAGUUUCAAUUUACUGAUAAAGUUUUAAAUCAAGAAAAUUUAAUUCUCUACCUAUUAUCUAAAAAAUGACUUUAGAAGACGACAUGCAAGGUGCUUCAUUACGGGAAAUUUAUAUAGCCGAGAGUGGUAAUGAUGAUUCUGGUGACGGUUCUGAAAAAUUACCAUUCAAAACUCUUCUUCAGGCUAUGAGAUUUGCUGGUAAGGAACCUUUUCCAAGUUUCUAUGCUGAAUCAAACAAAGAUGGUGAGAAGUGGCAGUUGGUAUCACAAUCCCAAAUAAAGAAAGUGAAGAAAAUUUGGCAAAGGGAGCAAUACAAGAAUGCCGAGAAAGUUGCUAAGGAACAAGGUGAUGCCGAAAGGAAGGAAAAAAAUCUUGAAGAAGCAAAGAAAAUAAUCAUCACCAUGGAUGAUUCUUUACCUAAACCUGUUUUGACUAAAAUAAGAGAUUGUGUUUCUCAUCGAGGCAAACGAGUUAAAGUUUAUGGUUGGGCCCAUAGGAUAAGAAGACAAGGAAAAGCUUUAAUGUUCAUCACUUUAAGAGAUGGUUCUGGUUUUCUCCAAUGUGUUCUAAAUGAUUUAUUAUGUCAAACAUAUGAGGCUCUAGUUUUAACUACUGAAUCAUCAAUCUGUGUAUAUGGUGUCAUAAAUGAAGUUCCAGAUGGUAAAAGUGCACCUGGAGGUCACGAACUUCAGUGUGAUUAUUGGCAAUUAGUUGGAGAAGCCCCUGCUGGUGGAAUUGAUGCUGUGUUAAACGAAGAAUCUCAUGUUGAUGUGCAAUUAGACAAUCGCCAUCUAAUGCUUCGUGGAGAGACUCUAUCAAAAAUCAUGCAGGUCCGCUCAACCUUAUUGGAGAGCUUUAGACAACACUUUUUCCACGAAAAUUAUGUAGAAGUUACACCCCCAACAUUGGUCCAAACUCAAGUAGAAGGGGGUUCAACUCUUUUCAAACUGGACUUUUUUGGAGAAGAGGCUUAUUUAACACAGUCUUCACAACUCUAUUUAGAAACUGUGAUUCCUUCAUUAGGCGACGUAUUUUGUAUAGCUAUGUCUUACAGAGCUGAACAGUCCAGAACUAGGAGGCAUGUAGCUGAGUAUACUCACGUAGAAGGUGAAUGUCCUUUUAUAUCAUUUGAUGAUCUUCUAGAUCGUUUAGAGAAUAUAAUCUGUGAUGUAGUUGAUAGAGUUUUAAAGUCACCUAUUGGACAUUUAGUCUAUGAAUUCAAUCCAGAAUUUAAACCACCAAAAAAGCCCCUUCGUAGAAUGAACUAUGCUGAUGCUAUCAAAUAUUUACGGGAGCACAACAUAACAAAGGAAGAUGGUUCCUUUUAUGAAUUUGGGGAAGAUAUUCCUGAAAUGCCUGAAAGAAAAAUGACUGACCAAAUAAAUGAACCUAUUAUGCUGUGUAGAUUUCCUGCUGGAAUUAAGUCAUUCUAUAUGAGCAAAUGUCCUGAAGAUCCAACUCUUACCGAAUCUGUUGAUGUUCUUAUGCCUGGUGUUGGAGAAAUUAUUGGAGGUUCAAUGAGGAUAUGGAAACCAGAUGAAAUGAUGGAGGCUUACAAAUCAGCUGGCAUAGAUCCUAAAUCUUAUUACUGGUACAUUGACCAGAGAACAUAUGGCAGCUGUCCUCAUGGUGGUUUUGGUCUUGGUCUGGAAAGAUAUCUCACUUGGUUGUUAAACAGAUUCCAUAUACGAGAUGCAUGUCUUUAUCCUCGGUUUGUCGGUCGAUGCACUCCGUAAUUUGUUCUGCUCUCCCUCUUGGACAUUCCUAAAUGCAACAUUAUUUAUUUUUUAAAAAAACAUCUUCACUAAAUGUGAUAAAUUAAUGAUACACAUUCUAGAUUUCAGAGAUAUUUUCUUUAUAAUAACAGAAAGUGUUACUUAUACAUUUUGCUUUUUUCUCUGCAUUAUUAAUUAGCAAUAAACUUUUUUAUGGUUUA
Messenger RNA from Parasteatoda tepidariorum (common house spider), 2070 nucleotides. It is a transcript of the gene AsnRS, whose product is annotated as asparagine--tRNA ligase. The record is from RefSeq and is a predicted model, not a curated record. Gene Ontology annotation, cellular component: cytoplasm. Gene Ontology annotation, molecular function: nucleic acid binding; asparagine-tRNA ligase activity; ATP binding. NCBI's taxonomy places the organism in Eukaryota, Metazoa, Arthropoda, Arachnida, Araneae, Theridiidae. Gene Ontology annotation, biological process: asparaginyl-tRNA aminoacylation.